Messenger RNA from Triticum dicoccoides, 1618 nucleotides. Its product is annotated as acetyl-CoA acetyltransferase, cytosolic 1-like. Gene Ontology annotation, cellular component: mitochondrion. The coding region runs from base 123 to 1328 and encodes 401 amino acids. The record is from RefSeq and is a predicted model, not a curated record. Gene Ontology annotation, biological process: fatty acid beta-oxidation. The transcript is spliced from 14 exons. Gene Ontology annotation, molecular function: acetyl-CoA C-acetyltransferase activity. Lineage: Eukaryota; Viridiplantae; Streptophyta; Magnoliopsida; Poales; Poaceae.
AGCCAGCUGCCCCGCCUCCGCGCCCCGCCCGAUCUCGGCUGCUUGACCCCCGCUCCCGCGCCUCGUGCACUCCGCCUCCGCCGCCGCCAGAUCCGGCCCCAGGUCGAGGUCGGAGAGCUGCCAUGGGUUCAGACAACAUCGGCCCCAGAGAUGUCUGCGUUGUCGGGGUCGCCCGCACCCCUAUGGGUGGUUUCCUCGGCGCCCUGUCUUCCUUGUCUGCUACCAAACUCGGCUCCGUAGCUAUCGAAGCUGCUCUGAAAAGGGCAAAUGUGGAUCCAUCCCUUGUGCAGGAGGUCUUCUUCGGCAAUGUCUUGAGUGCUAACUUGGGGCAAGCUCCUGCAAGACAGGCUGCCUUGGGUGCAGGGAUACCAAACACGGUUGUUUGCACUACCGUCAACAAAGUCUGCGCGUCUGGCAUGAAAGCAACGAUGUUUGCUGCACAGUCGAUUCAAUUGGGCAGCAAUGAUAUUGUAGUGGCAGGUGGCAUGGAAAGCAUGUCGAAUGCUCCGAAAUACAUCGCUGAAGCUAGAAAAGGUUCUCGUUUCGGACAUGACAGCCUUGUUGACGGUAUGCUUAAGGAUGGCCUUUGGGAUGUAUACGGUGAUUGUGCCAUGGGAGUGUGUGCUGAGCUUUGUGCUGACAAUCAUGCUCUGACAAGGGAAGACCAAGAUGCUUUUGCUAUCCAAAGUAAUGAGCGGGGAAUUGCUGCUCGUGAUAGUGGCGCUUUUGCAUGGGAGAUCGUUCCGGUUGAAGUUCCUGUUGGCAGAGGAAAGCCACCGGUGCUUGUUGAAAAAGACGAGAGCUUAGACAGGUUUGACCCAGCGAAACUGAGGAAGCUCCGCUCAAGUUUCAAGGAGAAUGCUGGUACUGUUACUGCCGGGAAUGCUUCUAGUAUAAGUGAUGGUGCUGCUGCAUUAGUAUUGGUGAGUGGGCAGAAGGCUCAAGAACUUGGACUGCAGGUUCUUGCAAGGAUCAAAGGAUUUGCCGAUGCAGCUCAAGCUCCCGAACUAUUUACCACUACCCCGGCACUUGCCAUACCGAAGGCUCUCUCAAAUGCUAGCUUAGAAUCUUCAUCUGUUGAUUUUUAUGAAAUUAACGAAGCCUUUGCGGCUGUUGCACUUGCAAAUCAGAAGAUUCUCGGAAUCCCUUCAGAAAAGAUUAAUGUACAUGGAGGAGCAGUGUCUUUAGGACACCCUCUUGGAUGCAGCGGUGCUCGCAUUUUGGUCACCCUUAUUGGUGUCCUCAGGGAGAAGGGUGGCAAAAUCGGGGUGGCCGGCGUCUGCAACGGUGGAGGCGGCGCAUCCGCACUUGUUCUCGAGCUCGCGUAGAAGCGCAAACCAAAUCCUGUAACAACCAAAAUAUAAUAUAGUGCCUGGUUGUGUUCACUGAGCAUAUAGUACAAGAGAAAGGUUGGCGGUGGCCUUAUUUCAGGUGCUAUUGUGUCAACAUGUAAAAUUGUUUCGUGGCAGUAGGCAUGAAUUUGGGGUACCCAGGAAUUUGUGUUUGCAAUUUUGGGCCAGUUUUCGGGAUGACGUUUGUACUCCCAUUUUCCACUGUAGCUAUCUGGAUGCUAUAGUAAGCUUAUAAUAAUUUUCGCAAUAAAGCAAUGUUUUGUCCA